AUGGCGCCAGGAAGACACGUCCAAGCAUUGGUGAUGAUUAUAAUCUUUCCAGCUAUAAGUCUUGUCCUGGUCUCGUUGCGUAUUCUCUCUAGGUUUUUGUCGAAGAAUUGGGGCUGGGAUGAUGUAUUCGUGGUAAUUGCAAUGUAUGCCUCCCAAGGGUUUCCGCCAACGUAUUUUCCGCCGGACAGCUUCCGAUUUAGUGUCUUGGGCAAACAAUACAACCUUGCAAAUCAGCUUCUUUAUUUUCCCAUCCUCACCUUCGUGAGGGCGUCUAUCAUUACGUUUAUCCUCCGUCUGCACGGUCUUCGUAAGUUCGUCAUACAGUCACUACGCAUUUUGUUCGUCAUCAACUUCUGUGUCGGGAUCGCUAUCUUCUUUGCCGACCUUUUCCAAUGCACGCCCCUACGAUAUGCUUGGGAUUCCGAAGAAUUGGAUCGCAAAGCUCAGGAAGCUGCUGGGGCGGAUGAAAAUGGGAUGAAAAAUGGAAAGCUGAUCAGAGGAGGGGGAUGUAUUAAAGGGAAGGCGUUUUUUAUCUCAAUGGCACUGUUGUCAAUAGCCCUUGAUUGCUGUCUUCUGACUAUUCCUUCCGCCAUCGUUUGGGGGAUAAACAUGCCAAGGAGGCAAAAAUUUAUGGUUGUGGGUGUACUGAGUAUAGGAGUUGUGGUGACGAUUUUUGCAAUAAUACGGUUAAUACUAGUAUCUGGCAAUUUUGACUUACCCACCCUGGAGCGGGCAUACGAUAUCGAAUACACAUUUUCCAACAUAGAAACAAACGGCGCAAUCUGGGCGGCGGCAGUCCCAGCCGAAGCGGAGAUUCGGCGGUUCGAAUACGAUUCGAAAGUCUCAAGCUUGUUUCGCUCCGGGCACAAUUAUAUUCCCGACGGUCUUUCGUCGGAAGGUGCAAUGUCAGUACAUUCUGGAUCCUCGAAUCGACAGACUCCAUCGGACCCGACACUGGCGCCACGAAGGGAGAAUGAAAAGAGGUUUCUUUUAUCUCCUUCCGCAACUCCAACAGGUCCAGUGCAGAGUGCGGGGUCAUCUUGCGCACACCCCCGGGCUGUUGAAGGCAACGAGCGUCCGUUGGAACGCGGUGAUUAG
Histoplasma mississippiense is the source of this 1098-nucleotide messenger RNA. RefSeq lists its product with no specific name. NCBI's taxonomy places the organism in Eukaryota, Fungi, Ascomycota, Eurotiomycetes, Onygenales, Ajellomycetaceae. The transcript is spliced from 5 exons. The coding region runs from base 1 to 1098 and encodes 365 amino acids. The record is from RefSeq and is a predicted model, not a curated record.